UAAAUCCCCUUUCCAGAGGCGUAGAGCAAGUUGGUAGAAGCGAGCUGAAGACAGCUCCGUAUAUAAGUGGCGGGGCAGUCGCUGUUCGGUUAGUCAGUGAUGGAUAUCUCACGAUUGUGUACGCCGCUCUGGCUCGUGCUCACUCUAGCAGUGGGCAGCUAUGGGUUCUCAGUAGACCCAAGUUUCGGCGGGAAGUCUGUGUACGCCUCUGCUCCUAGUUUCGGCGGGAAGUCUGUGUACGCUCCCGCCCCCAGUUUUGGCGGGAAGUCCGUGUAUGCUCCUGCCCCCAGUUUCGGCGGGAAGUCCGUGUACGCUCCCGCUUCCAUUUUCGGUGGGAAGUCAGUGUACACUCCCGCCCCCAGUUUUGGCGGCAAGUCUGUGUACGCUCCCUCCCCUAGCUACGUUGCGGCUCCCGCCCCAAGCUAUGUUUCCGCCCCCACUCCCGCCCCCGGCUACUACCCCGGGCUCUCCAGCGCCCCCAGCAAGUCCGGUAGCCUGGUGGAACGCUUCCGCUGGCGAUUCAUUGACUACGACUUCCCCAGCGCGGAGGAGCGCUAUGCAGCCAUGGCCCAACAACUCUACAUCCCCGAGAACAAUCUACCUGUUGGCAUAGAGAUCUGGAACAACAAACUGUUUGUGUCAGUCCCACGUUGGGCGGCAGGUGUUCCCGCCACACUGAACUAUCUGCCCCUGGACGAAGCCCCCGUUGAAGAACCCAAGUUGAUCCCAUACCCAGACUGGGCCUCCAACCGUAUAGACGACUGUGACGCCCUCACCACCACUUACCGUAUCCGCGUGGACGAGUGCGACCGUCUCUGGGUGUUGGACUCUGGAACCGUGGGCAUAGGCAACACUACUCAGCAAGUGUGUCCGUAUGCGUACCACGUAUUUGACUUGCGCACCAACAAGAGAAUCCGCAAGUACCAGUUGAAGGAUGAUGACAUCAACGCAGACACUUUCAUCGCCAACAUCGCUGUAGAUGUGGGCAAGACCUGUGAUGACACGUUCGUGUACGCUUCGGACGAACUGGGCUACGGACUCAUCGUCUACAACUGGCUGGAGAACGACUCGUGGCGUCUGGAGCACGGAUUCUUCCAGCCGGACCCUCUGGCUGGAGAUUUCAACGUUGGCGGAAUCAACUUCCAGUGGAGCGAGGAAGGAAUUUUCGGAAUGAGCUUGUCCGCACCUCUCGGCAACGGCUUCAAGACCUUAUUCUUCCACGCUCUUGCGAGCAACAGAGAGUUCUCAGUAUCAACAGAGAUUCUGAGAAACAAGGCGAAGAAAGAUGACAACUACCACGAUUUUGUUGUCUUGCCCUCCAGAGGCCCUGGGGGUCACGUUACUUCACAGACCUUUGAUUCCAACGGGGUUCUUUUCUAUAACUUGGUUGACCAGAACGCAGUCGGAUGCUGGGACUCCAAAAAGCCCUACUCGAAGGAGAAUCUGCAGGUAGUCGCGAGGGAUGAUGUAGGACUGAUCUUCCCGAGCGAUGUGCGUGUCGACCGCACCAGCACCCUGUGGGUCAUCUCGGACAGGAUGCCCAUCCAUUUGGAGGCUUCACUGGACUUCAGGGAUGUCAACUUCAGAAUAUUCUUUUCGCCUGUCCGAGACCUGAUAGCCGGAACCGUUUGUGACUCAGUACCUGCGGUCAACGAAGUCAAGGAUAUUUCACAAUACCUUUACUACAAAUAAGCCACAGUGUGUAAGUAAUAUUUGUAAAAAGUGCCACCCUGAUGAUAUAACCGUGUCAACCUAGAUGACGCAAAUGUACUAUAUUGUAGAAGUUACGCAUUUUUACCAAAGCAAUUGUCAAUCACAAUGUUUUCAUACUCAUCGCACUCUCCUUUCUCCACUUUCACCUUCUUAGAUUUAUAACUUCAUUUUAUUCGUUACUUUCUUACAUCAUAGUAACUGAUCACACUCAUAUAUCCACUUUACCAUUACUUACCAAUCCACUACUUACCACAACUGUGUUACUUUUCCAUUGUGACUUCUAUCGACGCUCUAAAGAUUUAUAUUGAAUAAGUGUUUUUCAUCCAUUUCUCUUUGCUAUGGCCUUUGAUUGUAGCAGUUACAUAAGAGAUAACCCUUCCAAUGCUAAGGCAAAAGUGAGCGCUCAGACACUGGAAUACUUUAUGUUGUGUGAGAGGCGGUACUGUGGUGCGCUCAGGCGGCCCUGAAGUGAACUUAUCGUCUCUCUCACUCGCUCCGAUGAUGACGUAGCAAGUGAUUAGUGUUGAUGACUCUGUCGGAUCUAAUCACUAGGAUCGCAACUCUAGUCGCUUUCCAAGUGAAGCGCUGCUGACGAUGGAAAAGGAUGAAAGGAGCGCUCGCGACUCUAGCGCAGUCUCUCUGCAGGACCUCGCAUUAAUUAUUAACAGAGAGGGCGGUCGUUUUUCUUGAAACCUUGUCAAUAUCAUGGAAGGAGACCAAAUGUGUGCACGCAGUGGUCGUGGCGCAGCCUAGCGCCGGACCUCAGAACCAACUGAACUACCCCGGGACCUCAGCACAACUCGUUUAUAUGAAUGAUUUAUCUCCUGUGUAACGAAAACAAUCAAAGGUCUUACCUGAAUCUGGAAAAUGGAGCAAAUUUGUGAUAUAUUAAUCGGAUAAUAUAAUUUAAUUUGUAUUAAAUUUGUUCCUUGUUUAAGCUAUAUGUUACUAUCAAAGUUGAAGAUUUAGUUUAUGAAACCUUUACAAUAAGAAAACGCUUUGGAUUAGUAAAAUACCAAAUUAACAUAUAAUUUUUAAAUUGCUGUGAACUAAGUUAAAGUAGUAGUUUUAGUGUAUUCCAGUCAUGUGAAAAUUGUUACCUGUUAAGUUACCACUAGCUUAAUUUUGUAAAAAUUCUUGUAGCAAAUUUUAUAUGAGAAAUGUGAGAAAAAUAAAUGAUUUUUUUAUAGUA
This is a messenger RNA of Homalodisca vitripennis (glassy-winged sharpshooter), 2905 nucleotides long. Its product is annotated as protein yellow-like. Gene Ontology annotation, cellular component: extracellular region. The coding region runs from base 100 to 1692 and encodes 530 amino acids. The transcript is spliced from 4 exons. The record is from RefSeq and is a predicted model, not a curated record. NCBI's taxonomy places the organism in Eukaryota, Metazoa, Arthropoda, Insecta, Hemiptera, Cicadellidae.